UUGGUUUCACAGAAAAUGAAACUUAACAAAGUGCAGUGUUGGAAGAUGGCACAGAGCUGCAAAGGGCCACAUGCUUUAUCUUGUUCGAUAUGUUUGGAUAUUCUGAGGAGCCCUGUGACUCUUAUGUGUGGCCACAGCUACUGUAUGGACUGCAUAAAUGGCUACUGGGACCGGGAGGAUCACAUUGGUGUUUACAGCUGUCCUCAGUGCAGACACACUUUCCUCACCAGGCCUGUGCUGAACAAGAACACAGUGCUGGCUAAUCUGGCUGAGAAUAUGUCAGGGGCAGGAGAGCCCAUCCCUCCUGAGAAGGAUGACAAAUCUAGUCCAGGGUAUGUGGAGUGUGAUUUCUGCACUGUGAAGAAGCUGAAAGCUGUGAAGUCCUGCCUGGUGUGUUUGGCUUCUUACUGUGCCAGUCACUUGCAGCCUCACUAUGAGUCUGCUGCUUUCAAAAGACACAAGCUAGUGGAAGUGUCUGCCUCCAUGCAGGAGAAGAUCUGCCCUAAGCAUGACAAGUUGCUUGAAGUCUAUUGUCGCAGUGAUGGUCAGUGCAUUUGCCUGCUUUGUGUGAUGGAUGAGCACAGAGGUCAUGACACCGUCUCGGCUGCAGCAGAGAGGAAAGAGAAACAAAAACAAUUCGGAAAGAAGAAACAAAGAUACCAACAGGGAAUACAGGCGAAAGAGAAACAGCUGAGGCAGCUGAGAAUGAAAGUGAAAGCCCUGCAGUGUUCUGGAGAUGCAGCGGUUGAUCAGAAUGAGAAAGUUUAUUCUGAAAUAGUUCUGAUGGCUGAUAAAAGGCGUUGUGCCAUGAAGGACCUGAUAAAAGAUCAGGAGAAGGCUCUGGUGAGCCAAGCUGAGUCACUGGUGGAUCGGCUGGAGAAAGAGAUCUUGGCGUUGAAAAGGGGGGAGGAUGAGCUGAAGCAGCUGUCAGUCACUGAGGAUCAUAUUCAUUUCCUGCAGAGCUGCCAGACCAUUUUUGACCGUCCAGAACCUGACGAGUCCUCUGAUUUCAACGUUGAUCUGCACACACCUUUCGACUUUGUAACAAAGGCCAUUUCUGAUUUGAGAGACAAAAUGGAAAACAUAUCAAAAGCCAUUGCAGUAUUAACCCAGGAAAUACAGGCUGAUCCUGAUCCUAAGACAAGACAGGAGCUCUGCAUCUAUUACUGCCACCUCACUUUGGAUCCCAACACGGCAUUUGAACACCUACUGCUCUCUCAGGAAAACAGCAGAGUAACCUGGACGAAAAAACCCCAGAGUUAUCCAUACCACGCUGAGAGAUUCACUGAGUUUGAUCAAGUUUUGUGCAUUGAAGGUUUAUCUGGAGCUUGCUAUUGGGAGGUUGAAUGGCAGGGGCCCAGGGUUGAGAUUGCUAUGUGCUAUAAAGGGGCAGAGCUGGUAGAAAGUGCAUUUGGAUACACAGACCAGUCCUGGUGCAUUUCCCUUUCCAAAUCUGGUUGCACCUUUUGGCACGGUGGUGCAAUCAGUAACAAAAUAUCCACCCCGUGCUCCUCCACUGUAGGAGUGUAUCUGAACCAUAAGGCAGGGAGUCUGUCCUUCUACAGUGUGUCUGCUUCUGAUCAAAUGAUGCUCCUUCACAAGGUUCAGACCACAUUCUCCCAGCCUCUGUACCCGGGGUUCAUGGUCUCCAGAGGUGCUUCAGUCCAGAUAAAGGGUAGAAAGGGUACACCAAAGUAAAGAGCAGCCACAGUUGCUCAAGUGACACUUCAGAUACAAUAUUGUCUUUGCACUCUUAUCUUGUGUAUGCAUUAAAAAACAGUGCUGCAAAGGUCACGCUAAAAAUAUUGUUUAUCAUUGCUCAUUAUACUUAAAGCUUUACUUCAUUCUUUAAAAUGUUCUUUAUUUGCAAGAAAACACUGAUGUGAGUUUUUUCCCCAAGUGCUUCUGUUUGUAUGUUUCAUGUUUCUGAUCCUGUAAUGAAUCCAUUUUAAUUCAGAAUUUCAUUGCUUGAUACUAAGAAUAAGAUUUGACUUUACCAAUUAAAUGUUCAUAAAUAACAGAGGUCAGUUUCCUCUAGCUUAGGCAUGUGUUUACUAAUGCCAAUAAAAUCAUAAAACUGUAAAA
Larimichthys crocea (large yellow croaker) is the source of this 2085-nucleotide messenger RNA. RefSeq names its product tripartite motif-containing protein 16. Lineage: Eukaryota; Metazoa; Chordata; Actinopteri; Sciaenidae. Gene Ontology annotation, molecular function: protein binding; zinc ion binding. The transcript is spliced from 6 exons. Bases 16 to 1698 code for a protein of 560 amino acids. The record is from RefSeq and is a predicted model, not a curated record.